CUUGAAGGCCUUCAUGGCAUUGUCGUAAGUAUGGGUGGUCAGACGCCGAACAACCUUGUUAUGCCGAUGCACCGGUUGGGCCUUAAGAUCCUCGGGACCAGUCCAGAAUCUAUCGAUACCGCAGAGAACCGUUUUAAAUUUAGCCGGUUGCUUGAUCGCCUUGGCAUCUUACAGCCGAGUUGGAAAGAGGUGACAGAUAUCGAGUCAGCUAAGAUUUUCUGUCAGCAGGUAUGUGGCUUUGAGCUCAACGCUCUUACUUACUAUCAUGAUUUUCGAGUCAAUCUUUAUAGUUGCUUAAUACCAUUUUUGCCCCUCUUUUAUGCCAAGUUGGUCUGCAUUGAAGAUUAUAUCUAA
Molecule: messenger RNA, 354 nt
Organism: Protopolystoma xenopodis
Lineage: Eukaryota; Metazoa; Platyhelminthes; Monogenea; Polystomatidea; Polystomatidae
Source: the annotation of a GenBank genome assembly